AUGGGCAACGUUCAGCUUCCCUUUGGCCUGACAAAGGACCACAUCAGCCUGGAGAAGUACACCUUUCCCUACCUGAGAAAGGACCGGUCCGAGUGGCCAUCAGAUCGCGAAGAAUCGCCCUUUGACCCUAUGGAAGGCUUUCCUCAAGGCCGUAAAGAGCGAGUGAUGAUUGCCACCCAAGCGGAGAUGGACUCGGCGAAGUUAACGCCGCCGUUUCGUGACUACUGCGCCCACAAGUGGAUCGACUACCGGGCUUGUCUCAAGAACAACCGACCAUUCUACUGGCGAUGUCGCCAUGAACGUCACACGUACGGCGAGUGCGUCUUUGAGGAUUCAGUGCUGCGAAUGAAGGAGUGGGAGCGAGAAAAGAGACUUCGUCAACGAGAGAAACGCUUAGCGAAGGAAUCUCUCUGA
Rhagoletis zephyria (snowberry fruit fly) is the source of this 414-nucleotide messenger RNA. NCBI's taxonomy places the organism in Eukaryota, Metazoa, Arthropoda, Insecta, Diptera, Tephritidae. The record is from RefSeq and is a predicted model, not a curated record.